Molecule: messenger RNA, 1819 nt
Organism: Dipodomys spectabilis (banner-tailed kangaroo rat)
Lineage: Eukaryota; Metazoa; Chordata; Mammalia; Rodentia; Heteromyidae
Gene: Nde1
Product: nudE neurodevelopment protein 1
Exons: 8
Coding region: 1-1038 (345 amino acids)
Biological process (GO): cell migration; vesicle transport along microtubule; centrosome localization
Cellular component (GO): kinetochore; centrosome; kinesin complex
Molecular function (GO): microtubule binding
Source: RefSeq, a predicted model, not a curated record
AUGGAGGACCCGGGAAGGACCUUCGGCUCCCAGGAGGAAGAGGCCACCUAUUGGAAAGACCUGGCGAUGACCUACAAGCAGAGGGCAGAGAACACGCAGGAGGAACUCCGGGAAUUCCAGGAGGGAAGUAGAGAAUAUGAAGCUGAAUUGGAGACCCAGCUGCAACAGAUUGAGACCAGGAACCGAGACCUCUUGUCUGAAAACAGUCGCUUGCGGAUGGAGCUGGAAGCCGUCAAGGAGAAGCUGGAGCUGCAGCACUCGGAAGGCUACCGGCAGAUCUCAGCCCUGGAGGACGACCUGGCGCAGACGAAGGCGAUCAAAGAUCAGCUGCAGAAGUACAUCCGGGAGCUGGAGCAAGCCAACGAUGACCUGGAGAGAGCCAAGCGAGCCACGAUCAUGUCUCUUGAAGACUUUGAACAACGCCUGAAUCAAGCCAUUGAAAGAAAUGCCUUCUUGGAGAGUGAACUUGACGAGAAGGAGAAUCUUCUAGAAUCUGUCCAGAGACUGAAGGAUGAAGCCAGAGAUUUGCGACAGGAACUGGCUGUACAGCAGAAGCAAGAGAAGCCACGGACACCCAUGGCCGGUGUGGCGGAGACGGAAAGGACCGACACAGCAGUGCAGGCCACGGGCUCUGUGCCCUCCACUCCCGUGGCCCAGCGAGGCCCUGCCUCUUGUUUAAACACGCCGGGGACGUUCAGAAGGGGUCUGGACAGCUCCCACAGUGGGACUCCACUCACGCCUGCGGCCCGGAUCUCAGCCCUCAACAUCGUGGGAGACCUGCUGCGGAAAGUUGGGGCCCUGGAGUCGAAGCUGGCGUCCUGUCGGAACUUUAUGUACGAUCAGUCCCCAAACCGGACAAGUGGCCCAGCCUCGGGGCGGGGCAACAAGAGCAGAGACAGCGGAGACCGGCGGCCCGGUAGUGCCAGUGGACCUUUGGGGGAGAAAGGGUUGGGGAAACGCCUGGAAUUCGGGAAGCCGCCCUCCAGCCCGUCACCUGCGCUGCCGUCCGCCCAGGGUGUGGUCAAGCUGUUGCUUUAGGACCAGGGAGCCGGAGCCCCAUCUGUCUGCCUGCCUGUCUGUCUGUCUGUCUUGCGUUUGACACCUCCCGCCCUGUCCACUCACCUUCCUGCCUGUCAGCUUUUGGUUUUUUACUUCCUUCUUAGAGAACUAAGAGCCGUUGCUUCCUAGCUCGCCCUGUGCUGUGUGGCCCAAGUCAGUCACUGCGGGCAUCAAUUGUGGCCCUGGUUUUGUCCCUGUGAACAAUGUCACCAUCCCUACUUGCUGUCUGCCAGGCCCCAGGGAAGGUUCCAGAGCAUAGGUAGCCACCCCAUCAUGGGCACCCGAGUCUAAGGUCCCCCAUUUCCUGCAGAGGGACGUGUGCUUCACAUCCCCCACCCCCUUUUCCUCUCCCAGGCUCCACCCAGAGGGAUCUGCCUUCCAGAACAAACCAGCCCCCCAUGGAGUGUCGUGGCCUGUAUAGGAGUGUGGUGCGAAGGAGGCUUGGUCGGUGUGGGCUCUCUUUGAACGCUCCUGCACCUCUGGUACUUGAGAAUCUGCCUCUCACGAGGUUUGUGGACGCAUGCUUGACCGUGGUGCCCAGGCCUGUGGGGACUCUCCGCUCGGCCGCCCUGGCUGUCCCGAGUGGAAGGGCAGCGCGGCAGCAGGACUCAGCCGGGCAGGUGACACGCCGGCCCAAGAUCCCUUGCCCUGGGCCUGCUGGCUCUGCGGCCCCGGGCUCGGGAGCCACGCCAGCGCCCUGCCCUCCCCAGCCUUGGGACACACAGGUGUCACAGCGCAUGCGCGCCGUCACCCCCCCCCC